AUGGAUCCUGAAAAUUCAACACCCUCAUGGUGUCUAGUCUGUCGCAAACGCCUCACUCUGUCAUACACAUCAGGACACGGCAUCAACAUAUCAACCAUACUCUGUCUCCCCGAGAGAUCACCCCGAGUUUCAUACGACCACAAAAGAGAAGGUCAUAACGGAAUAUAUUUACACAACCCCGAACCAAUCGAUACCUCUUGGGAACUGAACAUGCCUUUGUCCUUGCGUCUUAACGAGUCCGAUUUCCAGGGAGCUGACUUCAACUUGCCGCCAAUUCGGGAUCCCAAAGGAUUGGAGAAAUUUGAUCCUGUAAAUGGUUAUGCGAUGCGGGAGGUGCUGGAACCGGUACCACAAGUACCGAGUCAGAAUUUAAAUAUGACCUUGAACGGGUGA
Molecule: messenger RNA, 393 nt
Organism: Botrytis deweyae
Lineage: Eukaryota; Fungi; Ascomycota; Leotiomycetes; Helotiales; Sclerotiniaceae
Exons: 1
Coding region: 1-393 (130 amino acids)
Source: RefSeq, a predicted model, not a curated record